UCUCUCCAUCAGCCAGUCUCCUCUCAGUCAUUCUACCCGCGCACAGCUGAGCCUCAGCAUCCAACCAGCCUGCCUCCUCCUCCGCCCCUCUCUCGCUCUCUCCUCCUUUCACACACACACACACAUUUGUCAUACACCUCUCAGUUGCUGCUGAGCCCGGUCAACAGGAGCAGCAGCUCUGAGCAAAGACGCAAAAGAAACACACAACCUUUUCCCCCGCACCCCCAACCCCCCCACAAACAAAGAAAAGAAAAGAAAACCAGACUAAGAGGAUCAGGAUGAGGAUGAGUGUGUUCAGUGUGCCGGCAGUUCCUUGCUGCCGUCCCACAAAGAACGCAGGGAGCUUCACGUCCCCCCUGCUUCUCACCGUCCUGCUCCUGACCAGCGGCAGCAACAGCAGCAGCAUCGGGGCCGUCCCCUCUCCGUUCCAGCUGGCCCCGGACACCCCGGCACCGGCCGAGCCCACCCCGACCCAGGCGACACCUCGUCCGGACCCCUGCGAAGGCAGACCCUGCCUCAACGGGGGAUUCUGCUUGGCCCUCCUCCCCUCGGCAGGCAGGCCAGAGGACAUCUGGGAGUACGCGUGUACGUGUAACCAGGGCUUCACUGGACGCAACUGUGAGUUUUUCACAGACCCCUGUGCCAGCAGCCCCUGUCUCCAUGGAAACUGCAGCCAGCGCAACGGCAGCGAGGAGGGGGAGCAGGCCUACACCUGCGAGUGCGCCGAGGGCUACGAGGGGGAGAGGUGCGAUCAGAUCCUGCUGGACCUGCCGGCCGCAGACUGGGACCCCGCCACCCCCUCCGCUCCUGAGCUGGCCACCCCGGUCGCCUCCACGACCACAGCCGCCACUCAGCCGCCACAACCGACCACCGUCCCCACCACCACAACGCCGCCUCCUCCCACCCUGCAGCCAUGGCAACCCAAACCUGGGCAGAGGUUGCUGGUAGUGCCGUGGGAGGCAGACAGGGUGACCGAGGGUCUGCACUGUGUGAGUCCUGAGCUUUGUGAGCUGACAUCAGGAACUCUGACUCUGUCUCUGGAGGUGCCUGAAGAGACGGCUGUAAAGGUCGUGGUGAAUGCCAGUGGAGCUCCCGUGCUGUGGCGAGUGAACGAAGAAGGUUUCCUCCGUUCGUCCAUUUUGAACGGCACCACCAUGUGGUUCCUGCAGGCCCCGGAUGGACUGGUGGUGCCAGACAACUUGCUUCCCCUGGGACAGAACUACUUCCUGAGUGUGAUUCGCGUUGGCGCUCCCACGGCCCCGGAGGUCACGCUCCGUCUCAACCUGACGGUGAAGGCCAGCAGCUGUGUGGAGCCCGGCAGCAGCUUCAGUGACCCUCAGUGCUCCGGAAAAGGCAAAUGCAUCACCCAACCCUCUGAGAGCACCUUCUUCUGCGAGUGCGAAGACGGCUACACCGGGAUUUUUUGUGAGGAAUAUGACGCCUGCCACCACCGACCUUGUCGCAACAACGGCACCUGCACUGACAUCAGGCAGGGGGGUGAAGGACGCAACUUCACGUGCACCUGUCAACCAGGUGUGUGUGUUGAACUUGUUCUCAUUCCAGAGCGUCAGAUAUUGCUGCUCCUGUAGUGCCUGCUGUGGUAU
Neolamprologus brichardi is the source of this 1604-nucleotide messenger RNA. NCBI's taxonomy places the organism in Eukaryota, Metazoa, Chordata, Actinopteri, Cichliformes, Cichlidae. The record is from RefSeq and is a predicted model, not a curated record.